Messenger RNA from Triplophysa rosa, 2882 nucleotides. It is a transcript of the gene macrod2, whose product is annotated as mono-ADP ribosylhydrolase 2. The record is from RefSeq and is a predicted model, not a curated record. Bases 174 to 1577 code for a protein of 467 amino acids. Gene Ontology annotation, biological process: peptidyl-glutamate ADP-deribosylation; DNA damage response; purine nucleoside metabolic process. Gene Ontology annotation, molecular function: ADP-ribosylglutamate-[protein] hydrolase activity. Gene Ontology annotation, cellular component: nucleoplasm. The transcript has 21 exons. Lineage: Eukaryota; Metazoa; Chordata; Actinopteri; Cypriniformes; Nemacheilidae.
GGUUGCGUCGCCUCACAGUAUACCCACCAACUGCAAAUUGACAGUUUCUCAGGUGAGGCGCUACGCUACAGGAGCUGUUUCACUUUCUCUUGAGUUUCAGCGCGCAUAUCACUGUGAGCCUGGGGUUGAUUAACUCAAAACCCAGUUACCAGAAGCCCUCACAUCACGGCACCAUGAGCAAAAAGAAAAAGGAGUGGAGAGCGGAGAAAGACCGCUUACUCAGCCUUUCAACCGAGGAUAGACGCAAAGAUUAUCGGGGCAACUAUCUGGCACUGGACAAGAUACCCACCUGGGCAAGUCAAGAGAACAGUACAGUUACAGAGGAUGAAGAACUGAAGUCUUUCUCCCUGGCCGACAAAGUGUCUCUGUACAAAGGUGACAUUACUAUUCUGGAGGUGGAUGCAAUAGUAAAUGCUGCGAACUCGUCUCUGCUCGGGGGAGGAGGUGUGGACGGCUGCAUACACAGAGCCGCGGGUCAUCUGCUGUUCGAGGAGUGCCACUCUUUAAACGGAUGCGACACGGGACAGGCCAAGAUCACCUGCGGCUACGACCUCCCUGCCAAAUAUGUGAUCCAUACCGUCGGCCCGAUCGCCAGAGGGAACCUGGGCCAGUCCCAAAGAGAUGACCUCGAAUCAUGCUACAAAACCUCCCUAAAGCUGGUGAAAGAUAAUAAUUUACGAUCUUUGGCCUUUCCAUGCAUAUCUACAGGAAUAUAUGGUUUUCCCAACGAUCCUGCAGCAGAAAUCGCCCUGAAGACCGUGAAAGGCUGGAUCGAGAAGAACAGAGAUGAGAUCGACCUUGUCAUAUUCUGCGUCUUCCUGGAGACAGAUUAUGAAAUUUACAAGAGGAAGAUGUCACAUUUCUUCUCCCCAGAUAAUGACGGCCAUGAGGAGGAGGAAGAUGCUAAAAUGGAGGAUGAUAACACACUGACUGAGGGUGGAGAAGAAAUUGAACCUGCAGGUAUCAUGUGUGGUCUUGGGCAUGUGCUUUACAGUUUUGUUUGUGGUGAUGCUAAGGAAGACGCAGAGAUGAUGAGCCAGCCAGAUGAAAACUGUGGGGAUGAUGUGACGAUGGAAAGCCAGAAGCAAGUUGAAAGUCCAGAUGUCAAAUCUCUGGAGCAGGGGAAUGAAGAGCAUGCUCAAGGAGAUCCAGAAGUGGAAGAGAGUCCCCCAACAAAGAAAAAACUGGAAGAGGGCAACAAGGAGGAAGAAAGAGAGGAGGAGAAGAAAGAAGUGAAGUUAGGUGAUCCAGUUGCAGGGGAGGAUGACAGCCCUGGAAAGACAGAUGACAGCCCUGGAAAGAAGAUGAAAACUGGCCAGACUGACGCAGAGGGAAAACAAAGGAAAGGCUCAACUAAGAGUGCAGAACCCAAGGAGGGUACUAGUCAAGGUGGUGACGUUCCCAUGGAUGUCCAAGAUGGUGAUAAAAGUGAGGUCAAAGCAACUAAGGAGAACACCAGCACUAAAGAUGAAAUGAAAGCCCAGGACAAGAGCUCACAAGAGUCUGAAUCAGCUCCAACAGAUAGCAGUCAGCCCAAAGAUGGCCAAGAGGAGAACAGCGCACAGAGAAAAGAAUGAAACGACAAUCAGCCUCAUAGGAGCGAGUGCCGGCAAACUGUGUGAAGGCAAACAUCACACCAAUUUUGUCCCACGCCAGGGAGUCGCCCGCAAACACUGGGAGAAGAUACGACCCCCAUUUCAUUCACUUCCCUUCUAUUCAACCUGUCUUUCUUUACCACAUAUAAAUGAUAAAUCAAAUAUAUAGGUAUAUAAAAUGGAACAAAUGAGAGUUUGAACAUAUCAGAGCGAGUGCAGGGGUCAUAGAGUUGGAGGAGCUACUAUACCUCACUAACAAGCUGCUUGAUCAAUAUUUUUUCAACGAGGCAUCCUGGUGCUGAUUUAAACUCAAUCUGAACUGAUUUAAAUAAGAUUGUUUUAACGCGUCUUAAAAUCAUCCUGAUGCUUUUAUUUAAGCCCUGAUUUGUAAAGCCACGGCUGAAUUUUCCAUCCAACUCUUAAUGCAAAAUUCAGACCAAAUAUGAUCAGAUUCUAUAGUCCUGUGAAUAACACUAAAUGUCUAUUUGUGCAUGAGUGUGCGUGUGUGUGCAUACACAAGCCAAUGAUGUCACUUUAAAGAGGUUUCACUUUAUUCGUGAGCUUAGGAACCAAGUGUGAAGAGCGAUCUCACAUCGAGUGGUGGUAUUUGGCACCACCUGGACGCUAUCGACAAGUCCUCAACUUCACCAGAGGUGCACAAAAGCUUCCCUUUUUAACGUCACACAUGAGCAUUGGUCACGUUUCAUCCCCAAAGCUGCUCUGAUUUCUGCGAAUGGCUUGUUUUAAAAAGGCAAACCUCGGUUGUGUCAGAUCGAUGUGCCCGUUUUUGACGAGUGUGCUAACAGAUUCAUUCACUCAUGGUGUAACUAGAUGCAUGCCAUUGUUUAAAAUGUUUUCUUUGCAGUUCAUUCCCUCGUUCUCUGUCCCUACCAGCUCUUCCAUCUCACUUGCAAGCCCUCAGUAUUUAUUUUUUUUGCAUCUCCAAAACAUAAUCUGCCUUAUUUUUUGACACACGUAAAUGAUCACAAAUUGGUGACGGGGAGAACAUGACAAAGUGUGGCUUUGAAUGAAUUCAAUUCUACGUGGUGAUGAGUGAUACAUUUCUUUCAUUUAAACAUAUCUUUUUUUCUGUCUUUGAUCGUUUUUUGAUUUGAUUUUAAAUCUUCAUGCAUUUUGGUUGAUUAAAAAAACAAUGUAUUCAAAAGAUUAAUUUGCUCCUUUAAAUGGUGCCAUACUUGUAUAUCAGAUUAACUCCUGCCUUCAUUCUUUGAUGUUUGCUUUGCUAUCAAGUAACUAUGAAUAAAGUUAUGAAGUUGUUUCCCUCGG